AUGAAAGUUGCCGUAUUCACCGUUACAGGAGAUCAAGGUUCAAGUGUAGCCAAGUAUUUGCUUGAGGACAGAGAGAAGAAGUAUCAGGUAUUGGGUAUCACCAGAAAUGUCAACUCUGAGAAAGCUCAAGGUCUGGCUAAGCUUGGAGUUGAAUUGAUCAAAGGUAUUAACGCUGCUUAUGUCAAUGCGGACUUCUGGACUCAUUACCUCUCCAAUCGAUAUGACGCUGUCAAAGCGCUAGAAUCAGAAAAGAAAGAUUCAAUCGGAGCGAUCGAUGCGUGUGUGAAAGCGGAUGUAAAACAUAUCGUUUACUCCACUCUGGAUGAGGUCGACAAAGGCGAAUGUCCCCAUUACGAGUCCAAGAAUGCGGUAUCACGUUACCUCAAAGAAAAAGGUAUCCCCCACACCCUUCUGUUCACCUUCAACUACUUUUCCAACCUCGUCAAAUUUGGUCAACUGAAACCGCCAGCCGAAGGUGGAGACGAAUGGUUGUUGGAUGUCCCUGCGCCCGAUGAUCUGAGAAUCCCAAGUUAUCCAGCUGAACAGACCGGGCUAUGGGUGAAGGAAGCUUUCGACAAUAGGGAUAAAUGGCUUGGUAAAAACAUCUACGCGAGUACUUCUUCCCCCACUCCCUUGGAAAUGGCCCAAUCGCUAUCCCUUAAAUUCAAUGUCAAGGUCACCACUGCCAAAGUUACACUCGAACAGUUCCAUACCGACGAACACAAACAGAAGAUCGGAGAGGAACUGUGGUUGGCUUAUAAGGUCAUUUUGAACGGCAAAAUGUACCAUGCUCCCGAGACAAUUGCCGUCUUGCCUGGUGCUUGGACUUUUGAAGAUUGGAUUGAUCAAGACCAGACACUGAAACAAUGGUUCAGUAAGGAAUAA
This is a messenger RNA of Kwoniella mangroviensis CBS 8507, 885 nucleotides long. RefSeq lists its product as uncharacterized. Bases 1 to 885 code for a protein of 294 amino acids. The transcript has 7 exons. The record is from RefSeq and is a predicted model, not a curated record. Lineage: Eukaryota; Fungi; Basidiomycota; Tremellomycetes; Tremellales; Cryptococcaceae. Gene Ontology annotation, cellular component: nucleus.